This is a messenger RNA of Pecten maximus, 6842 nucleotides long. Its product is annotated as transmembrane channel-like protein 3. Gene Ontology annotation, cellular component: plasma membrane. The coding region runs from base 15 to 2150 and encodes 711 amino acids. The transcript is spliced from 19 exons. Gene Ontology annotation, molecular function: mechanosensitive monoatomic ion channel activity. NCBI's taxonomy places the organism in Eukaryota, Metazoa, Mollusca, Bivalvia, Pectinida, Pectinidae. The record is from RefSeq and is a predicted model, not a curated record.
GAAAAUUCUAAAUUAUGGAAUCGGACGCAGAAGACCGGCCGCUGUUGCAGAGAAAACCUGCCCCGCCGCCACCGUCCCCGAACAGCGGGCUUCGAAAAAGAAACAGCGUCAUGCAACCGGAACCGGAAAUUGAUUACCCUGACCAUACAAAAGAACCAGAAGCCUUGUCUGCAGACGAACUCUUGUAUCGAAUGAAUUUCGCUUUCAUCAACAAUGAAUUUAACGCAGAACAACAAGUGGAUCAUGCCCAGUCUAAACUUCCGGUGGCGGAACAUGAAAUAUUCGAAGAGAAGAUUUUGGAUAAGAUCCAGGAAAACUCACUUCCGCUCCGUGAAAAACUGAAGAUUAUCCGGGUUUUACAGCGCGGGAGUCACAGACGGCGUGAGGUCAAAGGGCAAUACAAUACCCCUAAAAAGACAAGAAAUAACCUCACUUCAGUGUUUCAACUUUGGGAUGGACCUAUAAAAAGUAUAGCUGCUUACUUCGGAAGUAAUGUAGCGUCCUAUUUUGCUUUCCUGCGAGUCUUAUUUUAUAUCAACAUCGCCACCGCGUUUGUCAUGUUCGCCUUUACAACACUACCACACUUGAUAGACAAAGACACCGACACCAAUCUAACGAUCUCUGGAACGUUUGGUGAAUUAUCCGGAAGCCUGAUGUUUUACGGGGCGUACAGUAGCCAAAUGAUCAAUAAUUACGGACACCCAUUGGCUUAUCUCCUCACAUGGCUGGCAGUCAGCUUGACAACUCUCGUCGUGAUUGGUGUGAGUAUGAACGUCCGUUAUAGACGUAGUAAAUUAGCUGUUACGGACGACAAUUAUGACUUCUCUCAUCGGACGUUCUGUUCCUGGGACCAUGGGAUCACUACAAGGACUGGGACACGUGACCACAUCCGGGAAUUCACAAUGGAACUUAAGGAAAAAAUUCGCGAGGAUCAAAGUCACAAAGGGAAAGCUUUGACAACAAUACUUGCAAGAGGUUUUGGAAGAGUAGCGUCAAACAUCUUGGUCCUUGGAAUGCUUGGAGGGAGUGGCUAUUUAAUUUACUACGUGGCACAGGACUUUGAACUUCCGGAAGAAUCGCCACAGUUUUUAGUGGAGCUCUUGACGAACCACCAAUUAACAACAGUAGUGGCCGCUCUCAAACUGAUUGUUCCUGUCAUAAUUAAUUUGAUCGGUAAAUUGGAGUCGUGGCAUCCUCGGAUUGAACAGAAAGUGACGCUGACAAGGACAACACUUUUCUACUUCGCCAGUCUAGGAACUUUUAUAUACUCCCUGUACAACGUAUCUCAGAAAUGUCUGGACGGUUCUGUGGCGAGGCCAGAGGGCAUUGGUUUACCAUCUAACGUGACAAAUAGGACGUUUUGUUGCUGGGAGAAUGAGGUUGGAGAAGAAGUUUUCAAGCUGAUUCUGGUUGACCUUGGUGUUUGCGUUGCAGUAGCGUUGUUUUUUGACGUCCUGAAAGCCGUCCUAGUCAAGUCAGGCCAGUGUUUUGACUGGGUAAAACUGAGCGAAUUUAAUGUGACGUCAAACGUCCUUGACCUUGUGUACGGCCAAGGUCUUGUUUGGCUCGGUCUUUAUUUUUCUCCCAGUCAUCGCUAUCGUCGGUUUCAUAAACUUAUCAUCGUCUUUUACCUCCGCUACUUCGUUGCACGUAUUGCGGUCACGCCCCCUACACGUGUGUUCCGGGCGUCAAGGUCAGGCAACUUCUAUCUCUUCCUGCUUCUGCUCACGUGGUUCCUCUGUAUUCUGCCACAAGCCUACGUCAUCAUAGAACUUACACCAUCCUGGGAUUGCGGUCCUUUCCAGAAGGAAGAUAAUGUUUAUGAAGUAAUCACGAAUGGCGUUGGCGAUUUGCCAGGGUGGUUAGACACUAUACUAUCCUAUAUAGGUACCGCCGCCGUCGCUGUUCCUGUUAUUGUCCUGUUGAUUCUGAUUGGGUUAUACUAUAAGACACGAGCAUCUUCCUAUAGUGACCUCGCAAGACAACUCAGAAACCAGUUAAUAUUUGAAAGGAAAGUAGAAAAAAGGAAAGUGUUUGCUAUAGCUAUAUCUGCACCUGCUGGCAGUUUGGGGAGGACGACUGGCGGUUCUGCAGCAAGCAGGAUAGAUGGAUUCGAGGAUGGACAAGCACCGGACGUAACCUUACCAUAAGAAGGAUAUCUAUUUAGUGGCAUUGUCACUGGACGGUUACCGAAUCUAUACAUACAUCUAAGUCACAAUCAAUAUAUUGUAUAUAUCAUGACACAAAGUAUGGUAAUCGGUUUUCAUGAUUCGUUAUCAAAAUAUUUUAAAGAAAGUGACGUCAAAUAAGAACAUAUUUUUAGUCCGUCGUCAACUGUUCAUAGAAUCGAUUUAUUCAGGAAAAUGUUAAUAUUAUUCAAAUACAUGUAUUGGAAACGAUAACCUCCUAUUUGCAUAUAUCGAAUAUCAUUCAGUCGAACCCGGGUUUGAAAAAUGUUUUAGAUCAUUUAUGGCUACAGACCCACAUAAACAAUUUUUAGGUAUUUUUUUUUCAUUCAAAGCAGAGCAAACAUUAUUUUUUUUCCUUUGGGAUUAUCAAUAUUAUUAGCAAGGCAAAAGUAUUGUAGAAGAAAUCAGACUGAAUCAAGAAUGACUCUAUAUUGCACCCCGUUAAACGAAACAAAGGCAACUAGAGAAAUGAAGAAGGCAUAUGAGAAAUAUUUUAGAUGUUCAUGCUAUUUUACACAGAAAAUUAAUAAUAAAAAAUUUUCGAUGAAAUAAAGGAAUGUUUAAAGUCAUUUUGGUGCAAUUCAAUUUGGCUCUACUGAAGCAAACUCUCAAUUUGCUUUGAAUGUUGCUCUUACUUUGUAUGCUUUGUAUAAUUCUCUGAAAACCCUUGUGACACUCCAGAGGUAUUCGAAUACAAGAUAUCCAGAUAUUCCUCAUGUCUUAGGAUUAUUGAAUGCAGUAUAUCUGUGUUAAACGAAAACUUUUGAAAUUUACUCAAAACAUAAAAGGUUUAUAAAUCAGGAUGUAUUAUUCUUGACGUAAUGAUUUCUACAUUUAUGACUGACUGACCAUACGGGUUAAUGUACUAUUAAAAGCCUGUUCGACCCUUUCAAAAUUUGCUCAUAAAUUGUGUUUAUACCAUUAAUAUUCAAUAUUUUACAAGAAAGAUGAUACAAAUACAUUAAACCAUUCUCAGUAGGUUACUGUAAAUUUGCUCUUUAUUGUGUAUUGGUCUUGAUUAUUUUUAACGCUACCGUUAAUACUUUUGUAUAGAUAUAACAAAGUUGACCUUUUGAAAUAAUCUUUGAUAUGAGAUACCAACUAGUUUAUAAAUCAGUAUUGUAGUAAGUAUUUAUAUCUUAUAAAGUUGAUCACAGUUUUGAGAACAACGCUAAUAGGUAUGAUACGUCAUAAUACACCUAUAUCUAUACAGCGUUUCCCUCAGUUUUCAUCGUCAAGCUCUGUCUGUCAGCUACAUAUGUAUGCCUUUGUUCACACGGAGCUUUCAAUAUUGAAGAUGAUUCCGUUUUUGGUUGAGACUCAAGACGGAUAUGAAAUUCUCGUAACAUUCCUAUCAACACUUUCUGUAUGUUCAAGUUUGCUUGCUGCCGUCAUAUUGUUAAAAUGCUCGAGAAUUCCUAUCUCAAUCAAGUUUGUCGUAUUUAACACGGAGCUGAUGGAUAUUCUUAAAGGAACGAUGCUGAUUCUAUACAUACACACAGAAGGAGCAAGUCAUUGUAUUUUUCAAGAUCAUUUCCUUUAUGUCCUUCAUGCUUCUACAGUGAUACAACUUGCUUUCAUGGGACUGGACAGAGUCGUACUCGUAUACAGACCGAGGUUCUACCAAAACUUCUUUACCAAGAGAAGCAUCUUGGUCAUGUGCAUCUGCAUGUGGGCUGUGACUCUUGCGCUGAGCGCAUAUGGUUAUAAAUAUAAAGUUAAAAAUCAAUACUGUCAUAUAUCGAACGAAAGUGAACAAAUUCACAUAGCUGUGCCGAUAGCUUCAGUUCUAAUAUUUUCCUUUUUAAUUUCAACUAUAAGCGGAUUCAUUCUCUUAUACAAGGUGUUGUCCCUGAAAAACCACACCACUGGGAGCAUGGAUGAGGAGAGAUCGUACAAAGGUCAUGUCGUCAUUGCGACCAUGCAGAUAUGCAUGCUGGUUUUGACAACACCCUGUGCAGUGUGUUUAAUACUUCUAUCAUUUGAUAAAGAGACCAGAAUGCAGAUGGAUUUCCCCAUAAAGGAGGCUAUUCGUAUAAGUUCGGUUUGUGUUACGUUAAGUGGUAUCCUCAUUCCGCUUGUUUACGUUUUUCGAUUGACAGAAUGUCGCAUCAGACUGUUAGAGACACUUUGUUUCUGGAAUUCCACUCUAAAGCGUAAAGCCACCAUUAUGGACAUAGAGCUACGCAUGAACAUGGCCGGAAUUCCAAUUACACGCAAUGGACAAAUCGGUCCUAUUGGACCAUCAAGGUAAUCAAUCUGCAUCUCAUUUCACAGAGGCGAGAUAGCACGUGACGUAUAAGCCUCAUUAGCCUAACAAACGCUCAUAGUCAUUGAGGUGCAAUAGAGAGGCUUUUUACAUUGACUAGAUAAUGUUUCAUUCAUACAUGUGUUAUACAAAUAUUGAAGGUUAUAUAACGGAACAAUUAGUUGUUAUGUCAACAUGUUUAUUGUAUUUCAAGACCUACAUGACAAAAUCUUUUAUAUUAAUAUCAAUCGAUAAUGAUAUAUUUAGUAUAUAACUAUCGGAUUGUGGUAGUUUUAAGACAAUUGAAUUAUGGCAUGUCAGGUGAUAUUCAUAUUGACGUAAUGAACUAUAAUUUUGCUAAAGAGCCUGACGUAUUGUCCUGUAUAGUUUAGAUACAGCAUAGAUUGUAAUAGUAACAGUCAAACCUGGCUAUAAAGACCACCCAAGGAAACAUGUGCUCUUUAUUAUGCAAGUGACAUUAUAUUUUUAAUAGAUAUGAUGUUACAACAUUAACUAAAUCAUAGAUGUCCUUUAUAGACAGGUUUUUUGUUAUAUUGAGGUAUAUAAUUCAGAUGUAAGUUAAUUCUUCAAUGAUAUGUAGGUAUCUUUCAGGACAGGUUACGCUGUAAUUUGUAUGUAUAAUUGUGAAAGUGAUUGUUUAUUACUAGCUCAUAAUUAAGUUAAUAUGCGUUUAACAUUCAUGAGCAAGAUUUAGCAACGGGUUUACUUUUAGCGAAAUUGAAUGUCCCCUGCAGAAAUAUCAGGUGUUUAAACAACAGAUCUAUGUUUACUCAUAAAAGUCUAUACAUGAAAUCGUGUGAAUAACAAAACUAAUCCUCUGAGAUGGUGUUAACGCAUGAUAAGCUUGUUAAAUACAUGGCAAUGCUGAUUAAAACACCUAUGCCAUCGACGUAGCCAUGGAAACAAGUUAUAUCCAAGUUGUCAUGUAAGAAAGCCUUCUACAAUACAAAAGUGCAAUAGAAUGAUAUUCAUGUAUAAUGGAUUUUGAUAAAAUAUAUAUAUAUAUAUAUAUAUUUUAAUGCUAAAACGUUUGUUUUUUUAUUUUGUCUAUUGUUUGUUUGUAUUUUCAGCACCAUCUAAAAGGUUUUACGGCUGACAGUAAAACUAAUAUCACAAUACGUCGUCAUUUUCUAAUUUGGAAAUCACAACCCUGCCUCUCACUUUGAGUACGUGACAUCAUAUUGGACCGGACGACAUUUUCUUUAAAAGUAAAACAAUGCGGGUGGACUAAUGAUAAAAUUGUGACAUGGAAUGAUGUACUACUAUAUAUCAUUAGUGUAAACACGUAAAUAUAAAUCUUUUAUCUGUUUAUUUAAAGCUGCCACAUCCAAAUACAUGUAUUUGCAUUUUUAAUGACACUAUCAAACUACUAAAUUCACGCCAAUUAACUUUAAAGUUCUAGCACGUAUAAAAUCUUAUAAGUAGGACGCUGUCCCAUUAUUUUUACAAUGCAUAAGUGUGUUCCAUAAAUGAAUUACUACAUGAAAUACUGUACUCUGUCAUGAAAUAUUGUUCGAAUCAAGUGAAGAUAGCAUUUUGGAAAUAAUUCUUGAUAACAUCCUUAUUAAUGACAAAAUACUGUGCGAUUUCAGUUUAUGAAAAAGUAAUUAUGUUAAAACAGUUUUCCAUUAUAGUUUUCAUUUACAAACUAGGCAUUGUUGCAAAAGCUCACUCGGAAGGUUCAGAGAGUUUCAAAGAUAAUAUAUUAUGUAUCAUGUGUAUAUGUUAUUAUAUGAUUGUGAUAAAUGUAGCUUUGUAAGUUUAACAGUUUCAUUGAAUGUAAUAUUCAGCUUAAAGUCCUUUACUAUAAGUAUACACCUCUUUUUCUACCCUAUCUUAAUAAUAACAAUUGAUAUGAUUGUACUAAAAAAAUAUUCCUUCAACAUCAUUUUUGUGAAAUUUGAAGUAAGCGGGUGACUGAUUGAUCAUAUUCCAAAAAGGAUUCAAAACCUUACUCCUAACAUGAAUGUGUGAUGAAUUUGAGAAAAUUGAUAAUAUAUGUAGUGGCAGCACUAAAGGAUAUUCAUUUAUCAUUUAUUCAAUUUGUCAUAUAAGGUUUACUAAUGAAAAUAUGUUCAAAUGUUUCAAUUUGACACCUAUAUAUAAAUAUAUUUACAUUAUCUUUAAUAAAUAAAUUGAAUAUAUGUUGAAAGGAUACCAUAUCCAGAAAUACUAAAAAAAUUAAUUCAAUAUCAAACAAAUGGAGAUAUAAGCCUUUCAAUUAUCAUACUUGUUUCGACAAUAUAGCUUUAACUACAAAUGUACCAUACAAUAUUACGAAAAAGGAAAAUAUACAUGAAAUACUACGCUACAUAUUCCCUCCACAGAAAAAAAUAAGAUGAUUCCAGGAUAAACUAAGAACCAAUAAAUGCAUUUGACACAAA